CAUAUACCCUGUAAAACUGGAAAAAAACAUCUUUUAAUUCAUUCUGUUACUACCUAUUAAAAAACUCAUUUAAUUCAUUCUGUCACAAACCACUUAUUGCAAUGAAUUAGAGCCUACUGCAGCAUCAACAGGUACAAGACAGAAAAUCAAACUCUGGAGAGGACAUCAGUAUAUGUAUCACAGGUUCAAAGAUUCAUAGCAGGUUAUUAGGCUAAUGGCCCAAGAACCCUUUCAAGCCUAGCCAUAUUUAACUCGUGUUUCACAAUUCUCAAAAGCUACUUGAAUGAAGUACACAGAGGUAUGAGCCUAUGCUAUGUUAUCUAAUACUGGCUGCCUCUGUCCAGAAGGGACAUGGGCGGCACCCCAGGAGUAAAUUUACGAAUACUCAUCCACUGGUCUAGGUUGCUCUUGAAGAGAGUCAGGGAAGGGCUUUGCUUUAUGAGAACGGAAAUCUUGUUCCAGAGAAAGGUUACUCUCUAAGAGAUGCAUCUAUCUAUACAACAUGAUUUAUUUAUGUCAGAGGGUAGGUACAGGAUGUACAGACAGUCACUAACACAUGGCACAUACACCUACAAGCAAUUUGAAGGACUGAAAAUUCAUCUAUGACAUGCUUUUGGGAUGAUGAAAAAAAACACAGCAUCAGGUGAAAACCCAAAUAUACAAAGGGAAGACAUGCAUACUCAAUAGAGAAAUAGAGAAGGCACUACAGACAAUAAACAACAUGAAGAACCAAGCAUCAAGAUGCAGUGUGCUAACUACUGAACUAUUAAAGUUGCCUGUGAAAAAAAAUUCUGACACACUCAGCUGCAUAAAUGCCUUACCGCAGGAAUUUCUGGGGAAAACACAUGGCUAGUUAGCAUGGGUUGAUCCAUGGAGUGCCUCAAUAGCAUCUGUAAUAGGCCAGAAAGGCAACUCACCAUGUUGCUGCACCCCUUUGAGAUAAAUACUGUGGGAGGGCUAUCUCUGAAUUACAAAUUGUUACUGGCUUACUGCCAGUUGGAAAAUAAACUUGCCACAGUCUAUUUUAAUGAAGCUAACUUUUCUUAGGCUUUCUAUUAAUGGUGCAUGCAUGUCUUUGGUGCUGCUACCUUAUACUGGUACCAUGUGUAAGGACAUGACCUACAGUCUAAUUUUAGUAGUUUCUAAUGAUGUGACCAAGUCACUUUUGUAAAAUGUUCUUCUUAAUGUAAAAAAGAUAUUGCCUGCCUUUCGCCUUAAGUAUGCUAACCAGGUUGUCAAACAGAUGCAUAAAUAAACAGUCAUUGUAUUAAUGGUAAUCACAUUUUUGCUCUAUUUUAAUAACAGGUGGAAACUAUUGGAGAUGCUUAUAUGGUGGUAUCAGGUUUGCCUAAGAGAAAUGGAAACAGACAUGCUGUGGACAUUUCAAGAAUGGCUUUGGAUAUUCUCAGCUUCAUAGGGUCCUUUGAACUUGUUCAUCUCCCAGGACUGCCUUUAUGGAUUCGGAUUGGAAUUCAUUCUGGUCCUUGUGCUGCAGGAGUGGUUGGCAUUAAAAUGCCUCGUUAUUGCCUCUUUGGUGACACAGUUAAUACAGCUUCUAGAAUGGAAUCUACAGGCUUUCCUUUACGAAUCCACAUCAGUCAGUCUACAAUCAAUAUUCUUCAAAGAACAGAAACUAAGUUUGACUAUGAAGUGAGAGGAGAGACUUUUCUAAAGAAUGAAUUUAUUACCAGUUAG
Molecule: messenger RNA, 1695 nt
Organism: Protopterus annectens (West African lungfish)
Lineage: Eukaryota; Metazoa; Chordata; Ceratodontiformes; Protopteridae
Product: heat-stable enterotoxin receptor-like
Exons: 4
Coding region: 1330-1695 (121 amino acids)
Biological process (GO): receptor guanylyl cyclase signaling pathway; cGMP biosynthetic process; intracellular signal transduction
Molecular function (GO): guanylate cyclase activity; peptide receptor activity
Source: RefSeq, a predicted model, not a curated record